Molecule: messenger RNA, 1695 nt
Organism: Colletotrichum higginsianum IMI 349063
Lineage: Eukaryota; Fungi; Ascomycota; Sordariomycetes; Glomerellales; Glomerellaceae
Product: MFS multidrug transporter
Exons: 7
Coding region: 1-1695 (564 amino acids)
Biological process (GO): transmembrane transport
Molecular function (GO): transmembrane transporter activity
Source: RefSeq, a predicted model, not a curated record
AUGUUGGAUUCACAAACAUCCGACAGAGAGGACGGCAAGUUCACCGUCACCGAAGAACAUGACUUACAAAUAUUGAGAAACGAGUCUCCAGAGGCUGGACUGAGAGAUCAGCCUCAGGCCCUGAAGGUGAACAUCAUUGCCCCGACAUGUGUAACGGGGUACAAGCUCCUUUUUGCUAUGGCCGCCUUGAAUCUCAGCGCCAUCCUGAUCAACCUCGACAGCUCCAUUCUCUCUACGGCAACUCCCACCAUUACCGACGAGUUCCAUUCCGUGAAGGACAUUGGCUGGUAUCUUAGCUCGGCCCUCCAACCACUGACGGGAAAGCUCUUCACCUACUUUAGUAACAAGAUGAAGUGGACGUACAUUAUCUUCCUCGUCCUGUUCGAGGUCGGCUCCCUAAUCUGUGGACUGGCGACGUCGUCGCCCAUGUUCAUUGCCGGUCGAGCGAUUGCCGGCGCCGGCGGAGCCGGCCUCUUCAACGGAUCGAUGAUCAUCGUCUACGCAAUGGUCGAAGCACAGAAACGUCCCGUCAUGAUGGGGAUCAUGAUCGGCAUCUCCCAGAUCGGGCUGAUAGCAGGCCCGCUCAUCGGAGGGGCGUUGACGCAGUACAGCACCUGGCGCUGGUGUUUCUUCAUCAAUUUGCCCAUCGGCGGCAUUGCUUGCAUCCUUCUAGCGCUGGUGUACAUCCCAGAGCAGAUGCCGAAGCCCAAGGUCGCCGCAGUGCUCACGGAUCGUAACAUCUUGCAAAAGUUCGACGUCGUCGGCUCGGCCAUCCUCAUCGGCAGCGUCGUCCAGCUUCUUCUUGCGUUGCACUAUGGUGGUGGCGAAUAUCCCUGGAACAGCGCCACCGUCAUCGGACUCUUGUCCGGGUUCGCCGCGGCGACGAUACUCUUUGUUGUAUGGGAGUACCGAGCCGGAGAGAACGCCACGAUACCGCUCAAGAUGCUCACGAACAGAGUCGUGGCCUCCGCGUCGAUGGUGAACAUUUUCCUCUUUGGAGUUACAUACAUCGCGACAUAUUUCAUCCCCAUCUUCUUCCAAAGUAUUCUUGGAGACAGCCCGAUGGAGAGCGGCAUUCACAUGCUGCCGAGUAUGUUUAGCUCCAUCUUUUUUACCGUGAUCUCGGGCAUGAUGGUUACGAGGCUCGGAUAUUAUUUGCCAUUCGCUGUGUUUGCUGCCAUCCUUCUCACCGUAGGCUCUGGUUUAAUGUCAACUUGGUCUCCCACAACAAGGGCGGGGGAGUGGAUUGGCUACCAGAUACUCUAUGGAUCUGGACGAGGUUUGGGGAUGCAAAUGUCAAUUGUUGCUAUUCAAACCGCCAUCCCGCCGACACAGGUUGCAGUUGCGUUGACGGUUCUUGUUUUCUUCCAGGGACUGGCCGUCGCCGUACUCAUCAGCAUCGGAAACACUGUCUUUGACAGUACCGUUGUGGGCCAGAUCGCGGCCCUUGCCCCUGACGUCAACCCCAGGGCCAUUAUUGCCGCCGGCGCUACGGCAUACAGGAGUAAGGUGUCUGCGGAGGACCUACCGAACGUCGUGAAAGCCUGGGCUACUGGCUUCCAACGGACCAUGUACAUCGCAACGGGACUGUCGGCGGGAAUGUUUCUGUUCUCGUGGGGCUUAGGUUUCCAUAGCGUGAAGAAGAAGGAAGACUCUACGGCGGCUCAGGGGUCCAACGGGGCUGACAAGACGUGA